Drosophila santomea is the source of this 524-nucleotide messenger RNA. RefSeq lists its product as uncharacterized. The transcript is spliced from 3 exons. Bases 52 to 390 code for a protein of 112 amino acids. NCBI's taxonomy places the organism in Eukaryota, Metazoa, Arthropoda, Insecta, Diptera, Drosophilidae. Gene Ontology annotation, molecular function: serine-type endopeptidase inhibitor activity; protein binding. The record is from RefSeq and is a predicted model, not a curated record.
CUCAGAAGUGUCUCGUAUUCCAAGCGAAGCGGAAGCAACAAAUCUCCCGAGAUGGAUUGGAUCAACAUAUUCGUUCCAGGUCUUGCUCUGCUAUUGAUUAAGAUGGCGCAUUGCCACCCGCAGUUUGAUAACAGAAAUCCCUGGUUGCGGCCCCAGCCACCAUUUCAACCUCCGACGCCUUCUGAUGCAGGCAGCACCACCCCGGCGAACACUGUUCAAGCAACCACCCAGUCGCCGCGCUACUUCGCCUGCUUCCAUUCGUGCCCGGCCACCAGCGAGUACAAUCCAAUCUGCGGCAGUGAUAACGUGAACUACUACAAUGAAAACAAGUUCAACUGCGCCUUGAACUGCGGCUUAGACAUCCGGAAGGUGCACGAGGGUAUUUGUUAGACUUAGUUCAAAUCACUUGACUUCAGUUCUUUUCUUCUUCUGAAUGUAAAUACGAACGUAUUGCAAAUACUCUAUUCGACGUCUGAUCGAUGACAUCAUGAAAUCGAAUAUAAAUACAUAUGUACAUACAUAAA